Paramecium pentaurelia is the source of this 270-nucleotide messenger RNA. The record is from the annotation of a GenBank genome assembly. Lineage: Eukaryota; Ciliophora; Oligohymenophorea; Peniculida; Parameciidae.
AUGUAUGAAUAUUGUUUCUCAGAAUUACUGAUUCGAUUAAAUUAUCUAAAAUCUAGAGUAGAAAAUUGUUAUGAUUGUUCUUUAAAAAAAAUACUAAAUAAAUCCAAAUCUAAUUUAAAUGCUUUCAAUAAUUUAUUGGAAGAAUAUUUAGAAAUAAUUUCUGAAUUUUCUCAUGCCAAUAUCCCACCUGUAAUUUUGAACAAUCAUUUUGUUGUUUAAAAUGUUACAGCUAAGAAUAUAUUUAUCAAUAUUUGUAAAAGUAAUAUUUGA